AUGACUGAUUCAAAGAAGCCUGCAAGUUUGCCAUCAAAUUUACAAGAGCAAAAACCUUCUCGGCCUGAUACAGACCCACUGUCAAUGAAAAAUACAGGUUCUUCUAAUAAAAUAAAAGCGAUACAAGCUGAACUUAAUGAAUUAUUGUCAGAAAAGAAAAAAGCGGACGCUAGUUUGGCAGAGAUUGAAUUCGUCAUUUACAACUUCGAAGGAUCAUACUUGAAAGACACCCAUAAUGGAAGAGGAAAUUUGUUACGUGGAUUUGGCAAAGCACCAAAAAGUUCACUCGAUAAAAAUAACCAGAAAAUAUUCGAAAUCAGGGAGGAGGAUCGAAUUUUUUCUAGAUCUUCAAUGACAUUUGAGAAGUCUGUCGAGAUGAAGAAAUCACAAGGACCGAUCUCUCUUGAAAUUGUCGAACCCCAAGGGCAAUGUACCAAGCUUGAUACAUUAUACACAACAUUCUUUAUAUUUCUGCUUAGUGUCACCACAGCAGGUGAAGUCAUGGAUUACGCAUAUUUCGAGCCGUUAAAUGAUCAGAUGAAUUCUGAACAAACAGUAAUCACUACAAUAAAAGAAAAACACGAUCAAAGAACCCGCACGAGAAUACGAAGAACUAACAAGUGA
This is a messenger RNA of Ambispora gerdemannii, 624 nucleotides long. NCBI's taxonomy places the organism in Eukaryota, Fungi, Glomeromycota, Glomeromycetes, Archaeosporales, Ambisporaceae. The record is from the annotation of a GenBank genome assembly.